This is a messenger RNA of Rubroshorea leprosula, 1084 nucleotides long. Lineage: Eukaryota; Viridiplantae; Streptophyta; Magnoliopsida; Malvales; Dipterocarpaceae. The record is from the annotation of a GenBank genome assembly.
GCUGCUAGCGCUGGGACCGUCUCUCUCCCUCUUCAUCUCCGUCAUCUCCAGAAAGCCCUUCUUGAUCCUUGUCCUGCUUUCCAGUACGCUGGUGUGGCUGAUAAGUUUGAUAGCUCUGUCAGCACUCUGGAGGGGUUUCCUUCCUUUGAAAUCGACGAUAUGGUGGCCGUACGCAAUUCUUAUAGUCACAUCCAUUGCCUUUCAGGAGGGUCUUCGUUUGAUUUUCUGGAAAGCUUACAAGAGGCUAGAAGGCGUAUUGGAUGCUUUUGCUGACAGACUCUCAAAGCCACGGCUGUUUCUAACAGAUAAGAUGCUAAUUGCUCUAGCUGGUGGUUUAGGUCACGGAUUGGCCCAUGCUGUGUUCUUUUGUCUAAGCCUCUUAACACCAGCAUUUGGUCCAGCAACUUAUUUCAUUGACAGGUGUUCGCAGAUCCCAUUCUUUCUGGUUUCUGCAAUCAUUGCUCUUGCCUUUGUUACAAUUCACACUUUCUCAAUGGUCAUUGCAUUUAAUGGAUACAGUGAAGGAAAUAAAGUGGAUCAAUUUUUCGUUCCCUUAGUUCAUUUUGUGGCAGGAAUGAUGACUCUGAUAAAUUUUUCCACUGGUGGCUGUGUUAUUGGGAUUCCUCUUCUGUAUCUUAUGGCUGGCAUUACCUUAAUGCAUUGCUGGAAGAUGGUGUGGAGAAGAUUAGAAGAAAACCAGAGGCAGGGUAGUUCAUGAUAAACCACCACAAGCAUACUAGUUUUUAGUUGAUUGUUGUUUCUGUUCUGUAAAAGUGGAAGACAUACAAGGGAUGAUGAAUAGACUUGAAAACAUGUACCCAAAAAUAGAUUUAGUUGAAAACCUCAGGUAUCAUAUCUGUAGGUGCUCGUUCCAAGUCUGACCUUUGUAAUUUGCCAAGUACUUAUGAAGGUCUACAUAAUGCUUCUGGGCAUGAAUAUAUUGUUUGUGAUAAUGGUGUGGGAGACCGUGAAUGAUAAUUUCCUGAAUGGCAUUUACUUUUCUUAUUUAUUUUUCUGCAUGCAAUAUCGCAUUAUCCUUCUUGUUUCCCUUUUACAUAACCAAAAAUAAUAUUACAUUAAAAAA